AUGGCUCUAGGAACAAGUGUGCAUAACAAGAUUAUUGGUUGUGUUGUUGGAGGUAUCAUUGGUCUUCCAGUUGGAAUAAUAAUCGGUCUCGUUCCCAUCUUCAAGGCUCUGGAAGCAAAUCAGCGAUACUCCCAGAGCGAGGUUAUCGGAAGUUUUGAGGAAUCGGGAAUUUACGCAAAGAGACACAGUCAGGACAGCAAAGUGUGA
Messenger RNA from Theileria equi strain WA, 207 nucleotides. RefSeq lists its product as uncharacterized. The record is from RefSeq and is a predicted model, not a curated record. The coding region runs from base 1 to 207 and encodes 68 amino acids. The transcript has 2 exons. NCBI's taxonomy places the organism in Eukaryota, Apicomplexa, Aconoidasida, Piroplasmida, Theileriidae.